This is a messenger RNA of Perca fluviatilis (European perch), 659 nucleotides long. RefSeq names its product NDUFA4 mitochondrial complex associated b (gene coxfa4b). The record is from RefSeq and is a predicted model, not a curated record. The transcript is spliced from 4 exons. Lineage: Eukaryota; Metazoa; Chordata; Actinopteri; Perciformes; Percidae. The coding region runs from base 138 to 386 and encodes 82 amino acids.
GGACAGUAGAGGAGGUGUCGUACAGUUGAGUGUACAUUCAGAUUCAGCCCGCAGGAAACCACGAGCUCCUCCGCAGUAGUGCGCAUUUCUACACGCAGAUAUUGGCUUUAACGGACUCUGUCGGUAGAUUGUCCGAAAUGUUGGGGGUCGUCGCCAAGCAGCUCAAGAGCCACCCAGCUCUCAUCCCACUCUUCAUCUUCAUCGGUGGCGGGGCAACCAUGAGCAUGAUGUACUUGGGCCGUCUGGCUCUGAAAAACCCUGAUGUCUCAUGGGAUCGCAAGAACAACCCCGAGCCCUGGAACAACCUGCAGCCCCAACAACAGUACAAACUAUUUACAGUUAACAUGGACUACUCCAAGCUGAAGAAGGACAGGCCUGAUUUCUAAGUUGCUGUGUCUUCGCACCUACAUGUCUCUGACUUUGUCGUCAGUGGAAUGAGCCUUUGCACUCUUUGCCAAAUACAAAACAAACCCGACACUGAAUGAAGGUUGAAUCACACUGCGUGCUGCACUCUUCAGUCAGAUCAUUUCCAGUGUGAAGGAGGAAAGGGAUCAUUCACUUAUCAAUGAUUGUUUGAAUGAAACAGGCAACCACCUGUUUCACUAAUUGAAGAAUUUAUUUUCGACUUUGUGUUAAUUAUUAAAACUAUUUAAAUCACA